Messenger RNA from Effrenium voratum, 2229 nucleotides. The record is from the annotation of a GenBank genome assembly. NCBI's taxonomy places the organism in Eukaryota, Dinophyceae, Suessiales, Symbiodiniaceae.
AUGGUCAUCAAGGCUCACAUCAAGAAGUUGAAGCCUUAUAAGCCUCCGCUUGAGGGCCGGAACCCCCACAAGUAUGUCCUUCUCGAUUUCAACGAGCGCACAAUGGAGGUGCCCGACUUUGUGAAGACCGCGCUGAAGGACUUCAUUGACAACGGGGGCCUGCAGAAGUAUCCCUCCUACGGAAACCUGCAGGGUGACAUCGCCGCCUACUGCGGGGUCAAGACCGAGGAGGUCAUGUUCACAAACGGCUCGGAUCAGGGCAUAGACUUGGUCAUGCGCUGCUGUUGCGAGAAGGGCUCCGAGGUGAUCAUUCCAUCCCCCACCUUUGCCAUGUACGAGCAGGCGGCGGAGAGCGAGGGCUUGGUCAUCCGCCGCCCGCACUUCUCCAAGGAGAAAGGCUUCCCCUUGGAGGAAGUGCUGGCCAUGGUGAGCCCGAAGACCUCGCUGAUCGUGCUCAGCAAUCCCAACAACCCCACGGGCACCGAGAUCCCCAGAGAGGCCAUCAUGCGGGUCGUGAAGGAGGUCACCUGCGCGGUCCUGGUGGACGAGUGCUACUUUGAGUUCAUGGACCCGGCGACCACGGUGGCCAAGGAGGUGGGCAACUUUUCGAACCUCUUCGUGUGCCGCACCUUCUCAAAGACCUGGGGCAUCCCCUCCCUGCGCCUGGGGUACCUCAUGUCGGCUGCGGCCAACAUCGAUGCGGUGACCUGCGUGCGGGGGCCCUAUGACAUCAACCAGCUGGCAGUUGUGGGCAUCCAGGCGGCCAUGAAAGAUUCCUCCUACGUCUACGAGUACGUGAAGGAGGUGAUGGAAAGGUCCAAGCCGAUGUUCGAGAAGUUCUUGGAGAAGCGGGGCAUCGGCUAUUGGCCCACCGUGGCCAACUUCAUCUUCUGCUACUUCCCAGAUCCCCCGCGCCUGGAGGCCGCGCUGCGCGAGAGGGGCAUCCUGGUCAGGCCCAAGAAGGAUGCCAACGACGUGGUGGGGCUCCGAGUGAGCUUCGGCACGGAGGAGCAGAUGAAAAGGGUCAUCUCGGCUCUGGAGGAGCGCGAGGUGGAGCUGGCGGAGACUCUGCGGAAGGCGCGGCUGACCCAGGGGAACCUCCGAGGCGCGCGCCAAACCCGGGCCACGGAGCGCUGUGGAUGUGGCUUACAUCCCACGUUGGCAAUGGCGCUUCAAGAAGUGACCGAUGGGCGCCUGCUCGCCCUGAUGCUGUCAAGGCGCAAAGCCUUGUGGCGAGGCUCCCGCUCAGUGGGUGACGCCACUCUUCGACCUCGGCAAGAGGGCGAGCUGUCGCCGUUGUCCAGCGUGCACCGGGCACGGGCUUGUUCUGUGAAGGGGCACCACUACCGGAACUGGACCUUGACCAGCACCGGGCUGUGGCGCGACCUGCCGCUCUACACGCCCUGGGGCCUGCUUGAGAGCGUGCAUCAGCCAAGUGUCAACUGCGCAGUCGGAGUAUCCAGAUCUCAAGCUGAGACGCCCAGAGGGCCCGCUAGAGAGCUGGAGGCCCCGUACAGCUAUGUGGAGCCUACGGAGCAGCUGUCCCCGCGAACACCCAGGCCGAACUCGGCACGCGACCACUACCAAAAGGCCAUGUGCGCUCGCAACCCGCUGAGCGAUGGGGCAGAUCCUCAAGGCGAGGCUGCGAGGACGCCUCGCCCGCGCGGUGCCAGUAGCCCCUCGCAAGGCUCCAACGCAGGCACCGCAAGAGCGCGCACCAUCAGUGGCCGGAGGUCGGAGAACCACCCCUGGCACAAGGAGGAGGCGGCUGUCCUGCAGACCCCCCGGUCCCCAGCGGACAGCUUGAAGGAGGGCAACAUGCCGGCAGGCAUGCACGCCAGAUACGGCGCAGUUGCUGCGGCACUGGAGCACACAGCCUUGCAGGCUGCCGGCUGCGACAUUCCCAUGGAAGCUCUUCCUGUUGCGACCCGAUGGUCUGACGAUGUGCUCCAUGGAAUCGAAGGGAGCCGGGUGACGCCGCGCAAGGUUUGCCCCUCAAGGCGGCCACCAUGUGAACGGCAGGAUGUUCGGCAAAGCCGAGAGCAAUCCAGAGGGUCAGCCGGGGGUUCCGCGCGUGGAAGGCCGAAGUCGAAGGCCAAGCCUUCGUCUGCGAUGCCUGGAUAUGGCCGCACGGUGGAGCUGGCGGGUCUUAGGCGCGCGCAAGCGGCCAGCUCUACCUUCAGUGGCCGGUACGUAGAGGCCAGGAGCAAAAACCGCUGGCAGCACUGA